CUAGAGCAUCGUGACGAUGAUGGGAGGACACCUCUACACCACAAAGUCGUAGAAGGUGAUGAAGAGACAGCCAUAGCUCUCGUUGAUUUCGGAGCAAACAUCAACGCCAAGGACAACGAUUCGCAGACACCGCUUUACCUGGCCAUUACCUUAGAUUGUCAGGACAUUCUU
Molecule: messenger RNA, 171 nt
Organism: Trichoderma virens Gv29-8
Lineage: Eukaryota; Fungi; Ascomycota; Sordariomycetes; Hypocreales; Hypocreaceae
Exons: 1
Biological process (GO): regulation of gene expression
Cellular component (GO): nucleus
Molecular function (GO): protein binding
Source: RefSeq, a predicted model, not a curated record